This is a messenger RNA of Cebus imitator (Panamanian white-faced capuchin), 1303 nucleotides long. It is a transcript of the gene TEX26, whose product is annotated as testis expressed 26. Gene Ontology annotation, cellular component: cytoplasm. The transcript has 4 exons. The record is from RefSeq and is a predicted model, not a curated record. Bases 232 to 708 code for a protein of 158 amino acids. NCBI's taxonomy places the organism in Eukaryota, Metazoa, Chordata, Mammalia, Primates, Cebidae.
UCCUGCCAGCUGGCUUUCUGCAUCCAUGCACCUGCUUUGGCAGCUGGGUGUAAAGGAUUCUGAAGAAUAUGUGCACACAGACACUCAGAUUAUUGAUCCCAUUAGGUGAACCCAUAUGGAUUUUCAUGAAAAUUGUGUUUGCAUUGAUAGGACAUUUUCCUGUGGACACUACCUCACUGUCAACAAAAGAGGACACUAAGGACCUGUCUCCCUUGGAAAAUCCCUGCUUCAAUGAAAGAAGUUAACCAGGCACUAUCAAAUCAGUUUAUUUCCCUUACUAAGAGAGACUUCGUGGACAGAGCCAAAGCUCAGAAGAUUAAGAAAAGUUCUCGCCUGUCUCUGGAAUGGAAAAAGUUCCUUCCCCAACCUCCAGACACCGAAUUCCGAAGGAAUUACCAAAUUCCAGCUAAAAUUCCCGAGCUUCAGGAUUUCAGUUUCAAAUACGGAUGCUAUGCAAGCUUGCCCGUUGCUUCUCGGGGUGUAGUGCCCUCCGUGCUGCACAGCUACCUCAGGAACCAAGAGCAUAUGAAGAAGCAGACCACAUACCAACGUGACUACGACAGAACCUACCUAGAUUUCUUAAUGCUUUUAAACUCAUUUACUUCCUCUCAAGUCAAAAAGUACCUUCAGAGUGUUUCCUACAAAGAUAGACAAAUUCUUGAUCGCUUUAUUUGUACUCAUUGUGACACUAACAAAAAGGAGAAAUGAAAGGGGAAAAUAGUUCAAAUGAAGAAAAUCUGAAAAUCAAUGGAAGCACGAGGACCUUCCUAGUCAUUUUCUCAAUUAUCAACAAAAAAUAAGAUGCAAAUAACUCCAAGUAUGUUGUGAUAGUCAUGAGUUUGUGUAUUUUGCUUUGCUUUAUUUUUAAAUAAUAAAAUUAUUUAAGGCUACAAAUUUUCCCCUGAACAUAGCUUUAGCUGUAUCCAGUAGGUUUGGAUAUAAUUUUUUUUUUCUUUUCCCUUUUGGAUACUUAAUUUGUGGUUUCAAUUUGAUUUCUCCUGUGAACUAGGAAUUAUGUGGAAAAGAAUUUUAAAUUUCCCAAUAAUUCGAGAUUUAAAAAAUCAUUUUAUUCCAUAUCUCUUCUUUGAAUGAAGGAAAGUUUAAAAAUCUGCUUUCGGGAAAUUAAAGUUUUAUUUAAUGCCAUUAAUCAAGUAUAUGAUUAAUUUGUGUGUUACAUGAAUAUAAGAGAAAUAUUACAGUUUAUUGUAUUUUUGAAAUCCCUUAUAUCUUUAAUUGUAUACUUGGACUGUUCUAUUCUGAAAGAAUAUUGCAACCUCCCACAAUAAAUAUAUUUUUAUCAAUU